This is a messenger RNA of Adineta steineri, 1038 nucleotides long. The record is from the annotation of a GenBank genome assembly. NCBI's taxonomy places the organism in Eukaryota, Metazoa, Rotifera, Eurotatoria, Adinetida, Adinetidae.
AUGUUUUUAUUAAUCAUUACAAUAUAUCUCGUUAUUAUUUCAUCAAAUGCGAAUGAACGUUUACCAAAAUUAUGGAAUGAAGCUCCUUCAUCAAUUUCUGAUUAUCCAUUCGUUAAAAAUGAUUCAACAACAUCUCAUUUAAUUAAUCCAUGGUUAUAUUUAGAUAGACUUGGUUUAUAUAAAAUAUUAAUUAUAACAACAACACCUUUAAUGCCAUUUUGUUCAUUAUCAAAUGCAUCGAAUAUUUUAUUUGGUCUUCCUGCACAAUUUAGUUGGCAAUUUGAUUCGAAUAGAUUAUUUUCAAAUGGAACUCAACAAAUAUCCAUAGAUAGUUGGUGGGCAUCUGCUAAUUAUUAUCUAUCUGUUAUUCCAUUUCUUGCUGCUGUUGAUGUAGGAAUUAUUCAACAAGGUUCUUUUCAAAUUGUAAAACAAGGAAAUUUUUGUUCGAAUUCUGAUGAAUGUUUUCGUCAAGUACCUGAAGCUAUGAUUACAUGGCGUCAAUUUUUUUCUAAUCUGUCACAACCAAAUUAUUGUAAGAAUGAUUAUAUUGAUGAUCGUAUUAUUGAUAAAUGUUAUUUAAAUCCAAUGUGGUCAGCUCAUGUUGCUUCAAUUGAACAUGCUCUUCCAUUAAUUGCAUCAAAAGUAUCACUACUGCCAUCUUAUAAUGAACAACAAUUUGGUUUAGGUUGGGCAAAUAUUGUAGAUUUUCUUGGUAUGUCACGGGAGAAUACAAAUUUAUCAAAAGUUAAUACUUAUCAAGAUGAGUUUUUUCCCAAACGAAUGUUAACAGUCGAUGAUAAACCACCACAUUGUUCAGAUUUAUCUAAAACAGUAAAUCAAGCUUUGGAAUUAUUAUUUUCUAUUCGAGAAGAAUGGUUUCCGGAAUUGAGAAUAUUAUGGAAACGAGCAACAUGUAAUUUUGAAUCUAGACAAGAUGCACAACAUGUUAUAGAAACAGUGGCAAUAUCAAAAUCAACAGCAGCAGCUUAUUAUAGUGAAGCUAUACUCAAAUCAUAUUUGCAUAAAUGUGAUCAAUAA